CUCCCGGCCGGCUCCCCGCUCCCCGCACUCCGGCUCCGGCCGCGGCCCCGCAAGCAUGAUGAGCUACGGCAGCGGGGACGGGCUGCUGCAGGGCCCCGUGUACCCGCUGCCCUUGCCCAUGGCCCUGGGCCGCAAGAGCACCGCGCUGCUGCGCUCGACCGCCGGCGGCUCGGCGUCCAGCGGCUUCCACUCGUGGGCGCGGAGCUCGGGCUCGGGCUUCCGCUCCCGCGGCGCGCUGGCCGCCUCGAGCACCGAGAGCCUGGACUCGCUCAACGGGCCGGGGCUGGGCGGCGAGGGCCGCGGGGCGCGCAACGAAAAAGAGCUGCUGCAGGCGCUCAACGACCGCUUCGCCGGCUACAUCGACAAGGUGCGGCAGCUGGAGCUGCAGAACCGGCAGCUGGAGGGUGAGGCGGCCGCGCUGCGGCAGCAGCAGGCCGGCCGCUCUGCCAUGGGCGCGCUCUACGAGCGCGAGAUCCGCGAGAUGCGCGCGGCCGCGCUGCGCCUGGGCGCCGAGCAGGGCCAGCUGCGCCUGGAGCACGAGCGCCUGCUGGAGGACAUCGCGCACGCGCAGCAGCGCCUAGACGACGAGGCCCGCCAGCGCGAGGAGCUGCAGGCGGCGGCGCGCGCGCUGCACCGCUACGCGGACGAGGCGGGCCUGGCGCGCGCCGAGCUGCAGAAGAAGGUGCAGGCGCUGCAGGACGAGGGCGCCUUCCUGCGCCGCCGCCACGACGAGGAGGUGGCCGAGCUGCUCAGCCAGAUCCAGGCCGCGGGACCCCCGGACGGCCGCGACCUCGUCAAGUCCGACGUCACGUCGGCCCUGCGAGAGAUCCGCGCGCAGCUCGAGGGCCACACGGUACAGAACACGCUGCAGUCCGAGGAGUGGUUCCGAGUGAGGUUGGACCGCUUGUCAGAAGCUGCCAAAGUGAACACAGAUGCCAUGCGCUCGGCCCAGGAGGAGAUCACGGAAUACAGACGUCAGCUGCAGUCCAAGACCACCGAGCUGGAGGCCCUCAAGGGGACAAAGGACUCUUUGGAGAGGCAGCGUUCAGAUCUGGAAGACCGCCAUCAUGCUGAUGUCAUCUCCUACCAGGAAGCCAUUCAGCAGCUGGACAGUGAGCUGAGGAACACCAAAUGGGAGAUGGCAGCCCAGCUCCGGGAGUACCAGGACUUGCUGAACGUCAAGAUGGCCCUAGACAUUGAAAUCGCAGCCUACAGAAAACUUCUGGAAGGAGAAGAGUGUAGAAUUGGUUUUGGCCCAAGUCCUUUCUCUCUUCCUGAGGGACUCCCCAAAGCCCCAGCUGCUUCCACACAUAUAAAAGUCAAAAGUGAAGAGAAGAUCAAAGUGGUUGAGAAGUCAGAGAAGGAAACAGUCAUUGUGGAAGAACAAACUGAGGAGAUCCAGGUGACUGAAGAGGUAACUGAGGAAGAGGAGAAGGAAGAGGAGAAAGAAGAAGCAGAAGAAGAAACUGGAGAGAAGGAAGAAGAAGGUGAAGAAGGAAAGUCCCCGGAGAAGGAAACCAAGUCUCCUCCUAUAGAGGAGGUCACAUCACCAGAGAAGACCAAAUCCCCAGUGAAGGAAGAUGUCAAGUCCCCACCUGAGGUCAAGUCUCCAGAGAAGGUUAAGUCUCCAGAAAAGGAAGAGGUCAAAUCUCCAGAGAAGGCCAAGUCUCCAGUGAAGGAAGAGGUCAAGUCCCCCCCUGAGGUCAAGUCUCCGGAAAAGGCCAAAUCUCCAGUGAAAGAAGAAGUCAAGUCUCCAGAGAAGGCCAAAUCCCCUGUGAAGGAAGAGGUCAAGUCCCCCCCUGAGGUCAAGUCUCCAGAGAAGGUUAAGUCCCCAGAGAAGGAAGAGGUCAAAUCUCCAGAGAAGGCCAAGUCCCCAGUGAAGGAAGAGGUCAAGUCCCCACCUGAGGUCAAGUCUCCAGAGAAGGUUAAGUCCCCAGAGAAGGAAGAGGUCAAAUCUCCAGAGAAGGCCAAGACCCCUGUGAAGGAAGAGGUCAAGUCCCCCCCUGAGGCCAAAUCUCCGGAAAAGGCUAAAUCUCCAGUGAAAGAAGAAGUCAAAUCUCCAGAGAAGGCCAAAUCCCCUGUGAAGGAAGAGGUCAAGUCCCCCCCUGAGGCCAAGUCUCCAGAGAAAGCCAAGAGCCCAGUGAAGGAAGAAGUCAAGUCCCCCGCUGAGGUCAAGUCUCCUGAGAAAGCCAAGAGCCCAGUGAAGGAAGAGGUCAAGUCCCCCCCUGAGGUCAAGUCUCCAGAGAAAGCCAAGAGCCCAGUGAAGGAAGAGGUCAAGUCUCCAGAGAAGGCCAAGACCCCAGUGAAGGAGGAAGUGAGGUCCCCAGCAGACAUCAAAUCCCCAGUAAAGGCUAAAUCCCCAGAAAAGGAAGAUGUAAAAUCUCCUGAGAAAGAAGACAAAGAGAGCACCCCAAAGAAAGAAGCAAUAAAGUCACCUGGCCCACCUGUCAAAGAAGAAGGAAAACCUCAGGAAGUUAAAGGGAAAGAACCCCCCAAGAAAACAGAGGAGGAGAAAGCCCCAGCCAAAGCAGAAGAAAAAAAGGACAGCAAGAAAGAGACCCCCAAAAAGGAGGCUGAGGAGAAACCCAAGGAGCCUCAAGUGGGAACCAAGACAGAAGGAGCUGAGAGCCAGAAGGCCCCAGCCCCAGAGCCUCCUUCAGCCCCUGCAAAGGCAGAAACCAAGGAGAAGGAGCCGGCAAAGCCCCAAGAAAAGAAGGCAGAGGAGAAAAAGGGGCCAGAGCCACCCAAGGGACCCGAGAAACCAAAACAGGAGGAAAAGAAAGCAGAGGAGAAGGCAGCUGAGCCCCAGAAGGCUGAAGAGAAACCCCACGCCGACCCCAAAGCCAAAGAGGAGGGCAAGGCCCCUCCCAAAGAACCCGCCAAAACAGAGGCCCCCAAACCCAGCAAGCCCAAGGCGGAGAAAGUGGAGAAAUCCUCCAGCACUGACCAGAAGGAGAGCAAAGCCUCAGAGCAGGUGCCUGAGGACAAAGCCAAGAAGGGCGAUAAGUAGGCACAGGGAUCAGGCUCGGAAACACCCACCAGGAGCAGCCAAAGAAACUCAGACAGGUCAAUCGACUCUAAUUUAUUUUAUUUCUGCCUCCCACAAGAGACUGUGCUCAGACUGCAGGGCACUCUCCUUUUCCAAGCUGGAAUUCCUGGUUGCAAUACAAAGGAAAAGAGGGAGAGAGGAAAACCAGAUCCCCUUCCCCCUGGAGGCCUCCACCCCACCCCCACCCAGCCCCCCCGACCCUCAACCCUCACCUAUGAUGGUCAACUAUGUUAUGAUAGCUUAACUAGCAGAAUGUGAUAUAUGCCGAAUGCCACAUGUAAACACUUGACUAUUUAAAACUGCCCCUCCCCCUCCCGAUAAGUGCAUUUAUUUCCUGUAUGUGCAAUCAAUUGAUGGACAAAUGCAAUAAUGAAUGUAUGCACUGUUAGAAGAUGCAUUAUGCUUGAGAUGUCUUAAAAUGGUACAGAUGCCUUUUUUUGUUUAUUUUCCAAAGGAAAUCUGUCGGCCCCCCGGUGCAGAGACAGCUCUGCUGGAGGGUAGGCCCAGAGGAUGCAGGGUCAGCCACACAGUGUCAAUCACUCCACAAACUCAGAGGAGCACCAUUCAACUUGAGGCCACUUUCAAUUGCUUGUGUGCAAUAAAAAAAGAGUGCUUAUAAAAA
Molecule: messenger RNA, 3671 nt
Organism: Trichosurus vulpecula (common brushtail)
Lineage: Eukaryota; Metazoa; Chordata; Mammalia; Diprotodontia; Phalangeridae
Gene: NEFH
Product: neurofilament heavy
Exons: 4
Coding region: 56-3010 (984 amino acids)
Biological process (GO): axon development
Cellular component (GO): axon; neurofilament
Molecular function (GO): structural constituent of postsynaptic intermediate filament cytoskeleton
Source: RefSeq, a predicted model, not a curated record